UGGAAAAAUAAAAUAAUAAUAAUAAAAAAUUCCCGCGAUAAUCGGCAGUGGAGGAAGCACAAUCCACGGCUCGAAUUUGAAUUGCACGCCAAAAUCCCGCCGAUACAGAUUCUCUCGUGUCUCGGCGGCGGCGGUAGCAAGUACGAAGAACUAGUGAACUCCAAAUGAGGAGGAUUACGGAGAUUCUCAGGUUUCGCUCUGUGGCAACUCUGUGUGUUCUAACAACGGGAACUGGACUUGCGUUGCAGGCCUCGAACUCUAAUUCCAAAUUUGUCUCAUCAUCUUCCGAUUCUCGUUCCUCUUCUCUCGAUCUUGGGGAGAAGAUUCGGGCCGCUGUUAACGGCUUCCGUCGUUCCUCUCGUGCGAUUUCCACAAUUUCUCUGGUAGUUCUUGACUAUAAGUACUCUUUGCAAGGGGUGGUAGCGAACUCUGAGGAAUACCGUCUUAAAUUAUCUGAGGUUCAUCGUCGCUCUGCAAAUAGAAUCUUAAAGCUAUGCCAAGUUAACAAAGGGUUUUAUGUUAAAGCUGGUCAGUUUGUAGCUUCAUUGCGGCAGACACCAAAUGAAUACUCGUCCAUUCUCUCUUCACUGCAAGACCAGGCUGUUCCUUGUCCAUUCAAAGAUAUAAAAGAUAUUCUAAUCUGCAACCUCGGUUCAGAUAUAUCAGCAAUAUUUCUUUCACUCGAUGAACAACCUAUAGCUGCUGCGUCAAUUGCUCAGGUGCACCGUGGUAUACUGAAAAAUAAUCAAGAAGUAGCUAUCAAGGUGCAGUACCCAGGAUUGAUGCAACACGUGAAAAUAGACAUAACAGUCAUGUCUUUCCUAUCGAGAACCAUCUCAUGGCUAUUCCCAGACUAUAGGUUUCAGUGGCUGGCAUCAGAAUUUGAAAAGACAAUUUUUAUGGAGUUGGAUUUCAUCCACGAAGCUAGAAAUGCUGAGAGGACUUAUGAAAACUUCAAGAACAACAAUUUGAUCAAGAUUCCUCAAGUAUAUUGGGAAUUUACCACGAGGCAAGUUCUGACAAUGGAGUUCUGUGAAGGACACAAGGUUGAUGAUAUUGAAUUCAUGAAGCAAUCGGGCAUAGAACCAGCAAAGGUUGCCAAAGCACUUGUCGAAAUAUUUGCUGAGAUGAUUUUUGUCCAUGGUUUCCUGCAUGGUGAUCCACACCCUGGUAAUAUAUUGGUUUCUCAGGACCAUUUAAAUGGCUUCACUCUCGUUCUUCUAGAUCAUGGAAUCUACAAACAGUUGGAUGAAGAAUUUAGACUGAACUAUUGUCAGCUCUGGCAGGCCAUGAUUACACUAGAUACCAAUAAAAUACUUCAAUUAGGAGAACAGUUUGGUGUCCCGAAGUACUGUAGAUACUUCCCUCUCAUUUUCACUGGGAGAUCAUUUGAUAGUACAUCUGCUCUUGGGAUGGGAAUGUCCAAUGAAGAAAAAAGAAAUCUUAAGCAGGAACUGAAGUUGUUAAAGAUGGAGGACAUAUCUUCAUUCAUGGAAUCUUUGCCUCCGGACUUUCUCACUGUACUGCGCACAGAUGGUUUAUUGAGGUCCAUCACGAGAAAGUUGGGUGUUUCACAACGAGUUAGAAUAUUAACCUAUGCCAAAUUUGCAUUACGUGGUUCUUCUCCCAAAUUAAAUCCUGAAACAGAUAAUAUUGUGAAAGUUGCUUACUUCAGACUGAAGACAAACUUAAGCUACCUUUAUUUGAGGCUCAUUCUUGCUGGACUUGAGGUGCUAUCAAAUUUUCAAAAGUUCAUGCAUUAUGUGUAUUCAUUGUGUGGCAAGUUCAUUUAUGCCACGAAAACUUUCCGAUGCUUUCAUUCCUGUAGAGUAUUCAGGGUACAUGUUCUUGGCUUCUGGAAGAGUAUAUACGACUCGUUCCUCGACUUAAAGCUUCUAAUGGGAAAUCAUCAGUUUCUGAAAGAAUGAUUUCCCAAGGUAUACAUUUUUGUUUGUCUUACCAAAAACAAAACAAAUCAAUACAAGAUAAAGCAUUCAGAUAGAAAUAGGAUAGGACUAAAUGUAACCUUCUCAAAUACUUUAGGGCCCUUCAUUUGUCUUUUUUUAUUUUCUUUUUUGUAUGAUUGAGUGACUGUUUUGAAGAUUCAAAGUUCUAAUGUAAAGAUUCAGAAAUUUAUUGGUUGUAUGCAGAAGUAAAGAUGGUUAAUGGUUAA
Molecule: messenger RNA, 2173 nt
Organism: Cucurbita moschata (crookneck pumpkin)
Lineage: Eukaryota; Viridiplantae; Streptophyta; Magnoliopsida; Cucurbitales; Cucurbitaceae
Source: RefSeq, a predicted model, not a curated record